AUGGGAAAGGCUUGGCUUUUCUUGUUUCUUCUCGCAUAUUUCGAUGGAUUCGCUUAUGCUCAAAAUGUGACGACUACAAAACAAACGGUCCCUCCAAUAUUCCGAGUGUUCCCUUCAACUUUCUUUCAUUCAGAUACGGGUGGGCAUUGCGGCGGCGCAGAAGACUCAAUCACUCUCGAUCGGAUGGGCGUCUUGCGGCGGAGCUGUUCCAUUGGCAGUGGAGAGAUUGAAGCAGUUAGGAUAUGUGCAAAACUUCACUUUCGAGUCAGUCCUUCUCGUAAAUCUGUUCAUGAACACUUUGCAGAUACUUUGUCGAUUACACCGAGUGCGAUCUCGCCAACACAGUCCGCGCAGCCAUCAACUUCGUGAAGCAUCUGAACGUGGACGUCAUCAUCGGCCCUCCGUGUGCACAAGCGCUCCGGGUCAUGAGCACAGUGGCCACCAUUUACGAGAAGCCAGUGCUCGGCUGGGGAUUCGUGAGCCAAUCGGAUUUGUCUGACGUCACCCGGUUUCCUUAUAUGGCAACCGUUUUGCCCACAUCCGAAACGUAAGUUGGGAAAAACUUUUGAUCUUAUUGGAAAAAACGACAUUGAAGUCUCGGCGCCGCGACUUCGAAACUUCUGGAGCUGUUCAGUUGGGACACAGUCGCUCUUCUUUACUACCGGAAUGAUUUGAAUUACUGCUCUGGAGUCAUUGACGACGUCGAGUCGGCGCUCAACGAUCCCGACGCUUUCACAGUACAAAUUGUGAUGAAAUCGGAACUGAGCAUGAAAGACAAUGCCACGACAAACGGAGUUUUGACUUCAAUCAAGAGUAGAGCUAGAAGUGAAUCAUUUUCUCACUUACAUUCUAAAAAGUGUACUUGCAGUUGUGUUGUGGUGUGCUCAAACUGGUGACGAAAAACGGGAUUAUCUCAUUCGAGUGGCACAACUUGGUCUGGAUACGGAUGAAUACGUCCAUGUCAUGUUAUCGAUGAGAAGCAUCGGAUAUGGAGUCCAGACGUUUGUAGGAAAGACCACUUGUUCGUUUACAUUUCAUUAUUUGCCAUGUCCAUACUUUUCCUUUCCAGUUACUCUUUCCGGACUCACUCCUGUUUGGGAGUCAUUUACAAAUGUGUCCGACGGUCUGGAAACAUUGGCAAAGCGAGCAGCGACUAAAAUGAUUGUGGUGAGGGAGAAUGGUGACGUGGCGGAGCUUCUGAUUGCAGCUUGACUUGAACAGCGAAGUGAAAGACAAGGAUUAUUUACAAUACAUACAAAAGAAUAUGGCAUCGGCAGUGCGUGCUCCGCCAAUGAACUGCUCCACUGUCGAAUGUCUCAACACCACCGCUUCAUCAGUCAGUCUUCAUUGUGCACGUCUUCUGACCUUGUUUUUCAGGGAAUGGGCGCCUACGCACGUCAUCUGUUCGACGUAUUCUAUCUUUACGGAAUUGCUCUGACUCACACAAACUCCACAAAUCCGGCGGUUUAUGAGGACGUUUCUAUUCUGAUACCUCAGCUUGUCACUUCUUUUGAAGGCAAUCUAAUGAGUUUGAGAUCCUAUUCAAAUUGAUUUUUUUCUAGGCAUGACCGGAGACGUCACGAUCAACCGAAACUUGACCCGAAUGCCCUUCUAUCAACUUUACGGUCUCACCUCCAGUUAUGAUCAAGUUUCUCUGCUCAACUUGUCGUUCAUCAACGAUACUACGGUAGGAAGAUCUAGUUCAUGAAAUCAUAACUGGUACAAAUUCCAGAAAAUAUCUCUUGCCUACAAAAAUGAAUCCACAAUCUGGCACUUUUGGGGCGGAGUUCGCCCACUGGACACUCCGAUCUGUGGUUUUCUGGGCAGAUCUUGUCCGGUUUCCUUCUGGGAUCGCUACAGAGUUCUUAUAUUUGUGUCUGCUAUUGUCGUCCUCUUGCUCAUCACUACAAAUAUUGUCUGUUUCGGAUGCAUGAUAAGAAACCGACGAGCGGAGGAAGCGAGAAUCAACUCGGAAUGGCAGAUUCCUUUCGUCAAACUGAGAGAGCCGGAGAAGAAGAAAUCGACGGGAUCGAGCAAGAGAUCUCUUCAGUCUGCACAUUCUACGAUCACUGGAGAGAGCAGGAUGUCGAUGGACAGCGAGUUUUGCGAAAGUUACACAGUCAAUAUGUACGAGAAGGAGAUGGUGUUGACUGCGAAACAUCAGUACGCUCAACUAUCGAAAACCGACAUGGAGAGAUUCGUGAAAUUGAGAAAGCUGGAGCACGAUAAUCUGAACAAGUUUAUCGGCUUGUCAAUUGACAGCGCAGUGUUCAUUUCGGUGUGGAAACUGUGCGCAAGAGGAUCCCUUCAAGACAUUAUCUCUCGGGGAAACUUCUCGAUGGACUACUUCUUCAUGUUCUGUAUCAUUCGUGACGUGGCAGAAGGCAUGCACUAUCUGCAUAACAGUUUCCUUCGAGUUCACGGGAAUCUGCGGUCCGCCACGUGUCUUGUGAACGACAGUUGGCAAGUGAAACUGGCGGAUUACGGACUGGACGGUCUGCAGGAAGAGGAGACUCCGAGCAAGAAAAGACUGCUCUGGGCGGCUCCGGAAGUGAUCAGAGGGUCACUGAUUGCCUCACAGAUGGACCCCUCAGCAGAUGUGUACUCUUUCGCUAUUAUCGCUUCGGAGAUUCUAACCAAAAAGGAGGCGUGGAAUUUGCGGGAAAGAAAAGAGAGCUACGAUGGUUGGAAAGUCUGCGUAGAACUUCUGAUCUGACUUUUCCAGAAAUACUUUACAUGGUGAAGAAGGGCGGUCAAUUCCCGAUGCGUCCUGACAUCAUCACAGACAUUCUCGACGUCAAUCCGGCUUUUAUCUCUCUCGUGAAGGACUGUUGGACAGAGAUACCGGAAGAUCGGCCCGUUUCGGAAAUGAUUUGUUCGCAACUGCGAGAUUUGACUCCAAAGUAAAAGAAAAUUACAGAAGAUUCGGAGAAAAGAACGAGAUUGGUUUCAGAACAAAGUCCAAUUUGAUGGAUCACGUAUUCAAUAUGUUGGAGGAGUACACGACUACACUGGAAGUCGAGGUGGAAGAGAGAACGAAGGAAUUGACAUUGGAGAAGAAGAAGGCAGAUAUUCUAUUGAGUAGAAUGCUGCCAAAGUACGGAGAAUCAAGCAGAAACUUCUUUCCAAUUUCAUUAUUAUUUCAGACAAGUAGCAGAACGACUGAAAGCAGGACAGACGGUCGAGCCGGAAGGGUUCGAUUCAGUGACGGUCUUCUUUUCGGACGUCGUCAAGUUCACGAUCCUCGCUUCGAAGUGCUCUCCAUUCCAAGUUGUCAACCUGCUCAACGACUUGUACAGCAACUUUGAUACGAUAAUCGAGCAGCACGGGGUGUACAAAGUCGAGUCAAUCGGCGACGGAUAUCUGUGCGUUUCCGGGCUACCCACAAGGAACGGAUUCGCGCACAUAAAGUUGGGAUUUCUGAAAGAAUGUAGACGAGAAUGUUGAUUUCAGGCAAAUAGUGGACAUGUCUCUUCAGUUCAUGGAGUAUUGCAGGAAGUUCAAGAUCCCGCAUCUUCCGAGAGAACAGGUUGAAUUGAGAAUUGGAAUCAACAGUGGUAAGAGACAAAUGACGAUUGCUCACGUGUUCUCUUCGUUUCAGGACCCUGUGUAGCAGGAGUUGUCGGUCUCUCAAUGCCUCGAUAUUGUCUGUUCGGAGACACAGUCAACACGGCGUCCCGGAUGGAGAGCAACGGAAAGUCUUCUCUCAUCCAUAUGACUGCCUCAGCGCACACUCUGCUCACGAGCCAUUAUCCCCACCAAUACGAGACCAACUCUAGAGGAGAAGUGAUAAUUAAGGGAAAGGGAGUGAUGGAGACGUUCUGGGUGCUCGGGAAGGUCGGCGAAUGCGAUCCAAUGAGCAUCAGCAACAGGUCGACUCCACCGGUUACUCUGGAAAAUUGGCAUGUGAAACAAGUUCAAACAUCCCAAAAACCCCCAACUCCUGGCAAUUCCAAACGAUUGCCAACUCCGCCGACUGCUCUCGUUGCUCCGGAAGUCCGUUCCGUGAGCUCUCACGGCUCCCGUCCUUCUUCUGCUCAUCAAGAUGCUCCGAUCUAUCGACAGUACAAAAUGGACACUCUGAAAGUUAUGUAACCUGUCACAACUUGCUGCUCAAUGACUUUUCUGAUUGUAAAUAAAUAGUUUCAUUUCGUAAAUGUCCAUUUUGUCAUCAAAACUUCGAGAAAACGGAAGCCAUAGGAGUCGUCUAUGGUUUCGAAACGAAGGUUCAAAUUGAAAUCCGUCGUAAAUCUUUCUGGCAGUCAGCCCACGUCGCUUCUAUUUUCUGUUCUCGACUUGCCCAUUCUCUGAUGUAUUAGUUCUCAAGAUUAUGAGCAAAUUAUUAUAUUUCGCUGCCAUACUGUGCUUUUUUAUUCAAUUCGGAAGCUCUCAAGUGACCUCAUCUACUCGUCAAACGGUAUCAGUUCCCAACUUGUUCCUUUCUUUUCCAUUUCAGUUUUUCUAGAUUCGCGUGGGCGUUGCUGCUGCUCAGAAUACUCAGACGACUUCAAUUGGAUGGUCCGUCUCAGGAGGAGCCGUUCCUCUCGCUGUCCAGUAUCUGAAAUCAAAGGGAUAUCUGGCCAACUUUGAUUUUGAGUGAGUUCAUCGCUUCAAGCCCAUCACAAAUGUAGACACAUUCAAGGUAUUAUGUGGAUUACACCGAAUGUGACCUCGCAAGUACAGUCAAAUCGGGACUGAGAUUCAUGAAAGACCUGAACGUCGACGUGGUCAUCGGGCCUCCGUGUGCGAAAGCUCUCGAAACAAUUGGCAUUCUGUCCACAAUCUACAAGAAACCCGUACUUGGCUGGGGAUUUGUGAGCGACUCGGAUCUUUCCGAUAAAAGCAGAUAUCCGUAUGUGGCCUCAGUGCUUCCGAACUCGCAAACGUAAGUUCCCCCCCCCCAUUCACUUAAUUCCGAAGCAUAAAAUAUUGCAGUUUGGGGCAGGCCACCACUAAAAUACUGGAGCUGUACAACUGGGAUCGCGUGGCUCUUCUGUACUACAAGGAUGAUUUGAACUAUUGUCAGUCCAUAGCUGACGACGUCGAAUCCUCGCUCAACGAUCCCGACUCGUACACGGUACAAAUUGUGGUCAAAUCAAUGUUGGAAUUGGCUAAUCCGAAUGCGACUAGGGCAACUUUGCAGUCGAUAAAGAGCCGAGCAAGAAGUAAGAUUUCGGAUGACGCAUUUUGUAUUUUAGUGUUUCCUUUCAGUCAUUCUUUUCUGUGGUACAACUGGAAGUGAGAAACGAGAUUACCUGAUAAAAGUGGCUCAAUUGAACAUGACGACUGAUGAGUACGUGCACGUACUUCUGACGAUGAGAAGCAUCGGAUUCGGAGUUCAGACUAAUCUCGGCAAACCUACCUGUAAUGCUAUUAAUAUAUCUUUCGCAAAUUCACCGUUGUUACAGUUUCGAACGGCUUGACUCCGCUCUGGGAGUCAUUCUCGAAUGAAUCAGAUGGCUACGAAGGCAUCGCCAGAAGUGCAGCUGCCAAAAUGCUUGUGGUAAUUCGGAAUUCAUUUGGUUUCAAGGACCGCAUCUUGACUGUUUCAGAUAGACAUAAACAGCGACGUUCAAGACACUGAUUACCUAACUUCCCUCACUAAAAAUGUGAUAACUACAGUCAAGGAACCGCCGUUGAGCUGCAACACAACAGCAUGUCUCAACUCCACCGCUAUUGUAGCUUUAUUGUUAACUUUUGAGUCAACUAGCCUUCUUUGUAGUCUAUGGGCGCCUACGCACGUCAUCUUUUCGAUGUGGUCUAUCUUUACGGCCUCGCAAUCAGCAGAUUGAACUCCACCAGUGCUACAGUCUACAAUGAUCUCACUAAACUCGUUCCACAACUGAUCACAAGUUUUGAAGGUGAGCAACUAAUAUUUAGCAUGUUCCAGUGCACACAAAAACUCUUAAGGAAUGACUGGACGCGUCUCAAUCAACCAGAAUUUGGUUCGAACGCCGUUCUAUCAAAUGUACGCCCUGGACACGAAAUACGAUCAAAUCGCACUCAUCAACAUGUCCUUUGCGAAUAACUCUUCGGUAAUUUCAACUUUUGCUCAUCGAAAUCUCCUUUUUAAAUUUCAGCAAAUGAAUUUGGGGUACACUGACGAAGGAAAAGCGGUCUGGCACUUUUGGGGAGGUGUUCGUCCGCUGGACACGCCCAUCUGUGGAUAUUCCGGCAAAAACUGUCCCGUUCAGUUCUGGGAUCAGUACGGAGUGCUCAUAUUUGUGGCCGGAGCUGUCGUGCUUGGCAUCUUUCUGACAAUCAUCAUCUGUUUUCUGUGCAUCAUCAGAAAUCAGCGGACGGCGCAGGCGAGGAUGAACUCUGAAUGGCAGAUUCCGGCAGUGAAGUUGGUCAUGCCGGAGAAGAAGAAGAAGCCGAGCAGCCGGAGAUCUCUUCAAUCGGGACCGUCCACGGUGACAGGAGACAGCCGGAUUACGGGCGACGGAUUCCACGAGCAUUACACGGUUCAGAUGUACGAGAAGGACUUCGUUGUGACGACGAAACAUCAAAGUCAGGUGUUGAGCAAACAAGACCGAGAUCAGUUUAUGAGGAUGAGGAAACUGGAACACGAUAAUCUGAACAAGUUCAUAGGACUCUCAGUUGAUGGACACAAUUUCAUGUCGGUUUGGAAGAUGUGCUCGAGGGGAUCCCUUCAGGACAUUAUCUCUCGGGGAAACUUCUCGAUGGACUACUUCUUCAUGUUCUGUAUAAUUCGUGACGUGGCAGAAGGCAUGCACUAUCUGCAUAACAGUUUCCUUCGAGUUCACGGGAAUUUGCGGUCCGCCACGUGUCUUGUGAACGACAGUUGGCAAGUGAAACUGGCGGAUUACGGACUGGACGGUCUGCAGGAAGAGGAGACUCCGAGCAAGAAAAGACUGCUCUGGGCGGCUCCGGAAGUGAUCAGAGGCUCACUGAUUGCCUCACAGAUGGACCCCUCAGCAGAUGUCUACUCUUUCGCUAUCAUAGUUUCCGAGAUUCUAACAAAAAGAGAAGCAUGGAAUCUUUCGGAAAGAAAAGAAGGAAUUGACGGUACUUUGAAGAUAUUGCGAAACUUCUGAAGUUUUUAAUUUCAGAAAUAAUUUACAUGGUGAAAAAGGGAGGAAGUCGCUCAGUCCGUCCGGAUCUGGUGCUCGAUGCAGAAGUGAGCAAUUCCCUUUUGGUGCUGGUCAGGGACUGCUGGGCAGAGACGUCUGAAGAACGUCCGAAAUCGGCAGAGAUCUGCAAGUUAUUGUUCGAAAUGAAUCCCAAGUAUGAACAUUCGGACGAUGACUAACUUUCAAUGCUUUUUUUAGAGCCAAUACAAACCUGAUGGACCACGUAUUCAAUAUGUUGGAGGAGUACACGACUACACUGGAAGUCGAGGUGGAAGAGAGAACGAAGGAAUUGACAUUGGAGAAGAAGAAGGCAGAUAUUCUAUUGAGUAGAAUGCUGCCAAAGUACGGAGAAUCAAGCAGAAACGUCUUUCCAAUUUCAUUAUUAUUUCAGACAAGUAGCAGAACGACUGAAAGCAGGACAGACGGUCGAGCCGGAAGGGUUCGAUUCAGUGACGGUCUUCUUUUCGGACGUCGUCAAGUUCACGAUCCUCGCUUCGAAGUGCUCUCCGUUCCAAGUUGUCAACCUGCUCAACGACUUGUACAGCAACUUUGAUACGAUAAUCGAGCAGCACGGGGUGUACAAAGUCGAGUCAAUCGGCGACGGAUAUCUGUGCGUUUCCGGGCUACCCACAAGGAACGGAUUCGCGCACAUAAAGUUGGGAUUUCUGAAAGAAUGUAGACGAGAAUGUUGGUUUCAGGCAAAUAGUGGACAUGUCUCUUCAGUUCAUGGAGUAUUGCAGGAAGUUCAGGAUCCCGCAUCUUCCGAGAGAACAGGUUGAAUUGAGAAUUGGAAUCAACAGUGGUAAGAGACAAAUGACGAUUGCUCACGUGUUCUCUUCGUUUCAGGACCCUGUGUAGCAGGAGUUGUCGGUCUCUCAAUGCCUCGAUAUUGUCUGUUCGGAGACACAGUCAACACGGCGUCCCGGAUGGAGAGCAACGGAAAAGCGUCAAUGAUCCACAUGUCGGAGGCUGCGCACACCUUGCUGACCAGUCAUUAUCCUCAUGAAUACGAGACCAACUCUAGAGGAGAGGUGAUAAUUAAGGGAAAGGGAGUGAUGGAGACGUUCUGGGUGCACUGCAAGGCAGACAACAGAGAUCCGACCAUCAGCACGCGUACAACUCCUCCCGUCACUGACGAGAACUGGCCGCCCGAGCGUCUUCCGACCCCUGAGACGUAUUUCUCCGAAGACAAGAUAAAGCGACCGGUGACUCCGUAUCCGGACGGCCCGAAGAGCAGCAAAAAGAACACGUUGCAAUUGAUAAACUAA
Molecule: messenger RNA, 8362 nt
Organism: Caenorhabditis sp. 36 PRJEB53466
Lineage: Eukaryota; Metazoa; Nematoda; Chromadorea; Rhabditida; Rhabditidae
Source: the annotation of a GenBank genome assembly